CAUUGCCUUUUAUUAAAUCUAUUUAUUUAACGGCGUCAUGAGCUUGGUAUUACCCAAAGAUGAAUUUGGCGAAGAUGUUCUUGCUCCGAAGGAACCUCAGAUUGCUUCUCAAGAUCCUAAUGAAAGGAAAGCUGCAAGAGCACUUCGAAUUAAACGAAGGCAGGAAGCACUUAAAAGAGCCGAACAACCCCUAGAAGAUGCUAUUAAGGAUGAGGAGCCAGGUCUCAUCGAGCAGGCCACCACCGCAGCCGCUCAGGAGAUACAACGGCUGGCGCUGGACGGAGCUGCUAAAGUCACCAACGUCAAGGUCACCACUGACGAACGAGAGGUGCUACGACGGGUGUUGUUCACUGAUAAAAUGAAGGAUUCCCUAAAUAAAAUUGAAGAGGAAGCAAAUGAUGCUCAAAUACAGUAUGAAGCGAUAACAGCCAACUGGAAUACCAUGUUGUCUAUAAAAGAUCCAUUGGAAAUUGAUGCCGAAAUGAAAGAGCAAAAGCGAAAAUGUGACGAACUCUUGGCGCAAAAGAAUAGUUUGCUUAACGAUUUAAAAAGCGAUUUAAAACAAAUGGAUCGAACUUAUUACAAAGAUUUAGAAAUUCAGGACAACGACAUUAAAGAACUUUCGGACAGGAUCGAAAAACAAAUCACUAUAAUGCAAAAAGCUUAUGCCAAGCAGUUGAGUCUUAUAGAACAAGCUAUAAAUAUCGAGCGAGAGGCAAUGAUAAAUCUUAACAACAAGAGAUGGGAGGCCCUGUAUAAGCAACGGGAUAGAGAAGAGGUGGCUCAUAUGGAAUAUAAAUAUGAAAAGCUCGAAGAACACAAACAAGAAAUGGAAGUUAUAAUGUGGGAGCAUCACGCCAAGUAUAGGGAAGCUAAAAUAGAACUGGAAACACUCAUACAGGAAUUACAAAAGGAAUUGGAGAAAUUAAAAGCUACUUGCCUUAUUAAUACGGAGAAAAUUGGAUACAAUUACCAAGUGCUCAAAAAAAGGGAAGAGGAGAAUGUUUUCGUUAGGUCCCAACAGAAACGCAAAUUAAACAAAAUGUCGGAUAUUGCGAAUGCCCUCCGCGCCAAAAUACGAAAGGCGGCAGAAGAUGGUGCUCUAGAGGAAAUCAAAGCGGAUACGGAGAUCGUGAAACUGAUGCAGACUAUGGAAGACAUCGAGAAGAAGGCCCGUCACUUCGCUCAAGUUAACAACUAUAAAUUCUUACAGGUAUGGCGCAUGUCUUCAGACCGCUGCACGGAGCUGGCGCGGUGCGUGCGCGACGCCGAGGUGUGCAUGCACGAGCACGUACUCGCGCAGGCCCCGCCCCCGCCGCACGCUAAGCCACCCCGCAACCCUUUUACUAAAUAUGAGAUGGAGCGCAAAAUAGUGGAUUUUACCGACCAAAAGGGUGCUAAUUCGACCUAUAUUUUAGAAGAAGGAAAAGACAAAUUGGUUCGUCAUAUUUUACAACUAGUCGCUGACAACACGGGGUUCUUGGUCGAAGAUCGUCUGCUGAAAUUGAUAGAAAAGUAUCAACCUACAUCAAGAAAUCUUUGUACACUGGAUUCCAUUUUUAUGGCUCUAGAAAUUCAAGCGCAAGAGGAUGUAGAUCUGUUGUGUACAGUAUUUUUAAACUAUGCUUUCUGUCCGCGAUGUGCGACCAUCGAUGACUCCUCUGAUAUGGAACAGUCAACUUCAGGUGAGAAGUUUGCAACAAUGCAUACGCGUAUUAGCGCUGCAAGAAGUAGUAUGUCCGCCAGUACAUCUAGAUCAGCACAUGUUGGCUUCAGGAAUAUGGAACUAACGGAAUCAGAUGAAGCUCUCGUCACUGAAGCUGAAGAAAUCAUACAGAAAUACGGCGAACCUAAAUUUGGCAUGGCAACUGAGGUCUCGUCUACGGAGGGAUCGUCGUCGAAGCGCGCGGCCGGUCGCGUUACGGUCACCGUCAACGAACCUACCGUCGCAGAAGACGCGCCGCUACCGAGAGAACAGUUUCUGUGUCCUAUGGGUCACAACUUGGAAAUAGAACCAAUGCAAGUGUUGACUGCCUUGAACGAGUUUAUGUCGGUCUUUGUUCCGCCUGAGAAGAAAAAACUUUAUGCAAUCAUGUAA
Molecule: messenger RNA, 2098 nt
Organism: Aricia agestis (brown argus)
Lineage: Eukaryota; Metazoa; Arthropoda; Insecta; Lepidoptera; Lycaenidae
Product: dynein regulatory complex protein 1
Exons: 14
Coding region: 38-2098 (686 amino acids)
Biological process (GO): cilium-dependent cell motility; regulation of cilium movement; axonemal dynein complex assembly
Cellular component (GO): axoneme; axonemal dynein complex
Source: RefSeq, a predicted model, not a curated record